This is a messenger RNA of Aspergillus tubingensis, 1599 nucleotides long. RefSeq names its product putative MFS monosaccharide transporter. Gene Ontology annotation, biological process: transmembrane transport; carbohydrate transport. Gene Ontology annotation, molecular function: carbohydrate:proton symporter activity. NCBI's taxonomy places the organism in Eukaryota, Fungi, Ascomycota, Eurotiomycetes, Eurotiales, Aspergillaceae. Bases 1 to 1599 code for a protein of 532 amino acids. The transcript has 4 exons. Gene Ontology annotation, cellular component: membrane. The record is from RefSeq and is a predicted model, not a curated record.
AUGGCGCCCCCAAAGUACGCCGGCAUGUCUGGCCGGAAACUAUCCCUGUUUCUAUCAGGCAUUGCUACGAUGGGUUUCCUGCUCUUCGGUUACGAUCAGGGUGUAAUGUCUGGUAUUAUCUCGGACCCCGCGUUCAAUAAUGUCUUCACGGCUACGAAGGACGACAAUGUCAUGCAGGCCACUGUCACUGCUGUCUACGAAGUUGGCUGCCUCUUCGGUGCUAUCUUCGCUUUGAUUUUCGGUGAAACAUUGGGUCGCCGUCUUAUGGUCAUCUCAGGCGCUUGGGUGAUGAUCAUCGGUGUCAUCAUCCAGGUUACCGCCAUGCCAGGCCAUAUUCCUCUGCUACAGUUCAUCUUCGGUCGUGUUAUCACUGGUAUCGGCAACGGCAUGAACACCUCGACUAUUCCCACUUAUCAAGCCGAGUGUUCUAAGACGACCAACCGUGGUCUCUUGAUCUGUAUUGAGGGUGGUAUUAUCGCCAUUGGAACAGCGAUCGCUUAUUGGAUUGACUUCGGUGCCCACUACGGCCCGCCUGAUCUUGUCUGGCGCUUCCCCAUCGCAUUCCAGAUCUUCUUCGGUAUCUUGAUCAUUGUCGGCAUGACGUAUCUUCCAGACUCUCCUCGAUACUUGAUCGCCCACGGCAAGAUUGAGGAAGGCACCCGGGUUCUUGCUGCGCUGGCAGAUGCAGAAAUUGAUGACCCUCAUGUUCAGUUGGAGAAGCAGCUGACGCUCGACUCGAUCAGAGCGUCCGGUUCCUCCAAGGCUAAGUUCCGUGAUCUGCUCACCGGUGGUCCUUCCCAGCAUUUCCGCCGGAUGAUUGUAGGAUCAUCUUCCCAGUUCUUCCAACAGAUCUCUGGAUGCAAUGCUGUCAUCUACUAUCUUCCUGUGCUGCUGGAACAGUCUAUUGGACAAUCACACAACUUUGCCCUUUUGAUUGGCGGUGUGAACAUGAUCUGUUACGCUAUCUUUGCCACCUUCUCUUGGUUCUUCAUUGAGAAGAUUGGUCGGCGUAAGCUGUUCCUCGGUGGCAGCUAUGGUCAAUGUGCUGCUAUGAUUAUUGUUUUCGGAUGCUUGAUUCCGGGUGACUCCGAGAGCGCUAAGGGAGCUGUCUUUGGCUUCUUCCUUUACAUGUGCGUCUUCGGUGCCACCUGGCUUCCCCUGCCUUGGCUCUACCCGGCCGAGAUCUCUCCUCUCAAGACCAGAUCCAAAGCGAAUGCCGUGUCUACUUGCAGCAACUGGCUAUUCAACUUCACUGUUGUCAUGAUCACUCCUGUCAUGGUUCAACACAUUGGUUGGGGUACCUACCUCUUCUUCGCCGCUUGGAACGGUCUCUUCAUCCCCGUCAUUUGGUUCUUCUACCCGGAAACUGCCGGUCGCAGUCUGGAAGAGAUCGAUUUGAUCUUCGCCAAGGGUUACGUUGAGAACAUGAGCUACGUCCGGGCGUCGAAGGAACUGCCCAAGCUCACCGACGAGGAGAUCGAGGCCAAGGCCGCUGAGUACGGAAUUCUUGGCGACGAGGAGAAGGCUGAGGAGAGAAUCGCCGAGAAGGAUCCUCCCGCGUCUGCUGAGUUCUCUCAGUUCCAGCCUACCCAGCUGUAA